Messenger RNA from Suricata suricatta (meerkat), 1296 nucleotides. It is a transcript of the gene TOMM34, whose product is annotated as translocase of outer mitochondrial membrane 34. The transcript has 6 exons. Gene Ontology annotation, molecular function: heat shock protein binding. Bases 1 to 636 code for a protein of 211 amino acids. Gene Ontology annotation, cellular component: cytosol; mitochondrion. The record is from RefSeq and is a predicted model, not a curated record. NCBI's taxonomy places the organism in Eukaryota, Metazoa, Chordata, Mammalia, Carnivora, Herpestidae.
AUGUUAUGUUCUUCGGACCCUGAAGAAGAAAGUAUUCUUUUCUCUAACUGGGCCACGUGCCACUUAAAGGAUGGCAACUGCAGGGACUACAUCAAGGAUUGCACUUCAGCCCUGGCCCUGGUUCCCUUCAGCGUGAAGCCCUUGCUGCGGCGAGUGGCGGCCUACGAGGCUCUGGAGAAGUACCCGCUGGCCUAUGUCGACUACAAGACUGUGCUGCAGAUUGAUGCCAGUGUGACGCCAGCCUUGGAAGGCAUCAACAGGUGUUUUGGUCACCACGAGGCAGGUGUUGCCCGUGGCAUUCGCUACCUUAGAGGAAUAGAAACAGCGCUGCCGGCGUGGAGCCUGGGCUUGGUCGGCCCUUCUUCCCCUCUGAUUUUCCUGAACCAUCCAAAUCAGCACACUCCAGCACUCUGCCAUUUGGUCCUGAAGCAGUACAAGGAAGCAGUGAAGGACUGCACCGAAGCCCUCAGGCUGGAUGGGAAGAACGUGAAGGCCUUCUACAGACGGGCGCAAGCCUACAAGGCGCUCAAGGACUACAAAUCCAGCUGUGAAGACAUCAGCUGUCUCCUUCGACUUGAGCCCAGGAACGGCCCUGCCCAGAAGUUGCGGCAGGAAGUUAACCAGAGCUUAAACUAAAAACCCAGAAGGGCCAUGGGAAACCUCUGCCUGAGCUCCCUCGUCCGUGCCUGCCCCAGAGCGAGCGCGGAAGCAACUCGGAGGUGAUGGCUUCCCACUCCUUAAGUGGCUCGGCUUGUUCAAAUGAAGCCCAGUGUAGUAAAAACAAAAACCAUGUUGUUUUGCUGGGACGGUCCCCACCCCCUGCCCCGGACAGCCAGCAGGCCCACAGCAGCAGGCCCCUCCUCGGCGGGGCGCUGGGCGCUGUCCCCGGCCCAAGCAUGCUCCUGCCUGCUGCCCUUGUAGCUUCACCAGACCCGUCUCGCUGUGGUUCAUGUGGGCAAACCGAGCUCCGGGGUGGGGUGCUGGGGGAGAAACCAGAAGACCCUGGCCUCCUGACACCCAGAGCAGCCCCCUGAGCUGGUUCUCCAGGGCUGCCGUCCCCACCCUGACCUUGGCAGGGGCCCGUGUUCUGAGCCCCAGUGCCUUUGGGCUGGCCCUCCUCCGGCAGGGAUGCGGAGUCCUGACACGUGGCUGGCUCUGCCUGCAGUGCUCGGAGGGGCCCAAGGUGUGGCCACUUCCAAAGGUGGGAGGGAGAGAGAGGCCUUCUUGAAGUCCGCAUCCUUCCAGUCUGGGCGUGUGUUUAAGUUUCUGCAUUAAACAUGUUUUCUUGUACAUAAA